Molecule: messenger RNA, 1638 nt
Organism: Pseudomassariella vexata
Lineage: Eukaryota; Fungi; Ascomycota; Sordariomycetes; Amphisphaeriales; Pseudomassariaceae
Product: exonuclease V a 5' deoxyribonuclease-domain-containing protein
Exons: 2
Coding region: 1-1638 (545 amino acids)
Biological process (GO): interstrand cross-link repair
Cellular component (GO): mitochondrion; nucleus
Molecular function (GO): single-stranded DNA 5'-3' DNA exonuclease activity
Source: RefSeq, a predicted model, not a curated record
AUGGCGGACAACCGGCCAGAGAGUGAUUACGGCUCGGAUUUCGAUGCUGAAGAAGAGGACAUCCUUGAUCAACUCCUGCAAAGCUUGACGACAGGUAUCGCUCUGCAAUCAGCCAUCAGUGGGUCAAAUUCUACUCUGCAGCCCGACCUCCUUGCCGCAUCGUCACUCCCGUUCAUCGAGAACACUCCAGGUCGCGGCUAUGGGUCGACGCUUGGUCCCCAAGCUGUCCGGCUUAGCAAUCUUGAACCGUAUGGCUUUGCGAGGACGUCCUUAUAUGGCCGGGGUCGUCCUUCCAUGUAUGCGAUUGAGGACGCCAUAUGGCCCACAUCCUCGUCGCAGCGUAGCAUCAGUUACCCGGAUUUAAGCCAUGUUGUUUCGCAAAUGGGACCUGGUGAUGCACCCGCGGCAGAAGGAACAACAUCUGAGCAGAAACCUUCCGACUUGCCCGCUCUCUGCUCCCAGCCAGACCCCGCUGAGGAUACUAGGAGCCCAAUUGAGCGGUUUCGGGCCUUUCCAAAGAAGCCGCUUACUGUUACCGACUUGUAUUCUGGAGCCUGGUGUGAGCUGCAGUAUUGGUAUACGCUGACCCGAUUGCCAUUCGGCAGGAAAACGAGGACUGCCGCAAUGCGCGGCGGGACCAAGGUCCACCAAACCCUCGAGGAUCAGGUGCACACUACCGUCCAGAUCAGCAUCGCCACCAAGGAGGAAGCAUUCGCCUUGCGACUGUGGAAUGUAAUCCAAGGCCUUCGGACACUUCGCGACACGGGGCUCACCAGGGAACUCGAGGUUUGGGGUGUCAUCGAAGGGCAGGUCAUUAAUGGUAUCAUCGACGAAGUUAGCCACACAAGCCCAAAUGCCGGGCUUGAGCAAGAGUUACAUCAAAGCCAAUCGUCACAAGGAACAUCACCAAAACAUCCAUCCAUUGCCACGUACUUUGAUCCUCACCGACGCCGCGCGUAUUUAACGGACGUUAAGACUCGAGGGAGCAAUAGCCUGCCGUCCGGUGCGGCCCUUCGACCGUCCAAGAUUCAACUCUCUCUUUACCACCGCCUUCUUUCAGAUCUGGCAGCUGGGAAACUUGAUUUCUCUGCUAUUACCUCUCGUUAUGGUCUUCGAGACGAAAUGCGCUUCUCAGAUACUUUCAUGGCCCAGAUUGGCAGCCUCCACGACGAAGUUUUUCACAACGAAUCAGAUGGAGACAGUCCAAAUAGUAGCACUGGAUAUCCCGGCCCAUCCCCAACUCGGGAACCUCAAGCAUCAACAUCGCUAGACCUGAUCCGGUACCGCUCGAUCCAGCAAAUCCUACCCCUACUACGAUCCGAGUUGCGUGACACCUUCCCUCAAGGUGCAGCAUCUCUUGGGAAACUGAUUGCAAUUCAAUAUCGCCAUCGGGACGAUGGGCAUAUAAUCGGCCACCAAGUGUUUCCGGCAGAUUCGGAAGCAUUGGACAAAUACCUAAAGCAAAGCCUAGCCUGGUGGCUUGGGCAAAGAAAGGCUGAAGGAGUACCGAUCGAGGAAGCAUACAAGUGCAGGAUGUGCGAAUUCGCAGAGACCUGCGAAUGGCGCAAGAGCAGGGAGGAUGAAUUUCUGCGGCGGAAGCCCAGGACGCAGAUCUCCCGGGCGAGCAGUGGGCUAUGA